AUGGAUCAAAAUAAUGAUAGUGUCAUAAUGGAUAAGAAUAUAAAUCAGAAUAAUUUAAAAACUUUAAAAAUAGCUACUAAAAAUAUAAGAGGAAUAACAAAGAUUAUAAAACAAAUAGAUUGGUUGAAAUUCUGUGAAUAUAAAGACUUAGAUAUAAUUGGACUAACAGAAACCUGGGCAAAAGAUGAAAAUU
This is a messenger RNA of Diversispora eburnea, 193 nucleotides long. The record is from the annotation of a GenBank genome assembly. Lineage: Eukaryota; Fungi; Glomeromycota; Glomeromycetes; Diversisporales; Diversisporaceae.